AUGUCCUACUACUACGAGCAGCGCAAGCAGCCCUGCCUGCUGCCGGCCGCGUGCCUGCAGAAAUGCGCCAAGACCGUGGAGCCCUGCGCCGGCCAGUGCGUGGAGGUGUGCCAGGCGCCCUGUGCCACCCAGUGUGCCACCAGCUGUGUCACCCAGUGCGUGGAGCCCUGUGCCACCCAGUGCGUUGAAGUCUGUGCCCCGCAGUGCGUUGACGUUUGCGACACCCCAUGUGCCACCCAAUGUGCCACCGUUUGCGCCCCGCAGUGCGUUGACGUUUGCUCCACCCAAUGUGCCACCAGCUGUGCUCCCCAGUGCGUUGACGUCUGUGCCACCCCAUGUGCCACCCAGUGUGCCACCAGCUGUGCCCCUCAAUGUGUGGACGUCUGUGCCACCCAAUGUGCCACCAGCUGUGCCCCGCAGUGCGUUGACGUUUGCGCCCCUCAAUGUGUUGACGUCUGUGCCACCCCGUGUGCCACCCAAUGUGCCACCAGCUGUGCCCCGCAGUGCGUGGAUGUUUGUGCCACCCCGUGUGCCACCAAGUGCGUGGAGCAGUGCCAGGCUGAGGUUUGCACCACCAAAUGCGUGGAGAAGUGCGAGACGGUGUGCCUGGAGCCCGCCUGCUCGCGGCCCUGCUGAGCYCGCUCCGGGCCCGGCUCUGGUGUCACCGACUCACCGGUGACGCUCUCCCGCUCGGACCGUCCCUGCCCUUCCUCGUGGAAAAUGUUUUCCCUCUGAGCUUUCCCCGUGUUUUCUCUCCCUGCAUUUUCCCUUCCUCUCCUGCUCUGCCCAGCGCUUUCCCCCUGGCCGUUCCCGAUAUUUUCCCAUUGGGAAUCUCAGGAAAUGCCGUCACCGGGCGCUGCUGGAAGAUGAUUUCCCAAUGUCGAUGAUUUUCCCUUUCCCUUCUCCUCUCCAUCUCAGUCCUGUGAAUUCCCUGUGCAGCAAUAAAAAUUGACCAGCGAUGUCA
Malurus melanocephalus (red-backed fairy wren) is the source of this 964-nucleotide messenger RNA. Its product is annotated as proline-rich protein 9-like. The record is from RefSeq and is a predicted model, not a curated record. Bases 1 to 636 code for a protein of 211 amino acids. Lineage: Eukaryota; Metazoa; Chordata; Aves; Passeriformes; Maluridae. The transcript has a single exon.